Neocloeon triangulifer is the source of this 3779-nucleotide messenger RNA. It is a transcript of the gene LeuRS, whose product is annotated as leucine--tRNA ligase, cytoplasmic. Gene Ontology annotation, molecular function: ATP binding; aminoacyl-tRNA deacylase activity; leucine-tRNA ligase activity. The transcript is spliced from 17 exons. The coding region runs from base 159 to 3755 and encodes 1198 amino acids. Gene Ontology annotation, biological process: leucyl-tRNA aminoacylation. The record is from RefSeq and is a predicted model, not a curated record. Lineage: Eukaryota; Metazoa; Arthropoda; Insecta; Ephemeroptera; Baetidae.
GCCACCGGAGCCGCAGUGACAAAAACAACACGUGUCGGGAAUCCGUCGUGGAUUUUUGCCUUGUCGGGCUUGAUCAUUUUCAAAGAUUUUUUGCUGCAACUUUUCCUCACGAUUUCAAAUCAUUUUGAGGCAAGGGACCCGAUCAAUUGAAAGUUAAUAUGGCAGCACCUGGUGCUGAUCGGAAGGGCACUUUUAAAGUGCAGUAUCUGCAGAAAAUUGAGAAGGAAAUUCAGGAGAAAUGGGAGGUCGAGAAAAUCAACGAGGAAAACGCUCCAGACAAACCCAAGAAGAACAACGACGAGAAGUUCUUUGUUACUUUCCCUUAUCCAUACAUGAACGGUCGCUUGCAUCUGGGGCACACUUUUUCCAUGUCAAAAUGCGAGUUUGCAGUUCGAUUCCAAAGAAUGCUCGGCAAAAAGGUCCUCUUUCCGUUCGGUCUGCACUGCACUGGAAUGCCUAUCAAGGCCUGUGCUGACAAGCUCAAGCGAGAGAUGGAGACUUACGGUUGCCCUCCAGUUUUCCCAACCGGAGAAGCGGUCGUCGAGGUUGCCGACACCUCUUCGGAGCCCGUUAUCAAGGACAAAAGUAAGGGCAAGAAGAGCAAGGUGCUUGCCAAGGCUGGAACUGCAAAAUUCCAGUGGCAAAUCAUGCAGAGUUUAGGGCUCCAGGAUGACGAGAUCAAGAAGUUUGCUGAUCCUCUUCAUUGGCUGGAGUAUUUUCCUCCUUUGGCAGUCAGUGACUUGAAGUCCAUUGGCAUCCAUGUCGACUGGCGGAGAAGUUUCAUCACCACAGAUGCAAAUCCAUACUAUGAUUCAUUUGUGAGAUGGCAAUUCAUUCGGCUGAAGGAGAAGGGAAAAAUUCAAUACGGAAAACGAUACACUAUUUUUUCUCCUCGUGAUGGACAGCCUUGUAUGGACCACGAUCGCAGCUCUGGAGAAGGCGUUGGUCCUCAGGAGUACACUUUGAUCAAGAUGAAAGUCCAAGAACCUUACCCUGAGAAGCUCAAGUCUCUAUCAAAAUUCCCAAUCUUCUUGGUUGCUGCAACUCUUCGUCCAGAAACCAUGUACGGCCAAACAAAUUGCUGGGUGCGCCCCGACAUGAAGUACAUCGCUAGCCUUACCAAAGGUGGAGAAGUCCUCGUUAGCACUGAGAGGGCUGCCCGCAAUAUGGCAUACCAAGGAUUCUUUGACAAAGAUGGUGAAAUAAAUGUCAAACUACAGCUAAUUGGACAGGACAUCCUUGGAGUGGCUCUUUCGGCUCCUUUGACAUCUCUGCCAAAGAUUUUUGCCUUGCCAAUGUUGACUAUCAAGGAAGACAAAGGCACCGGUAUUGUAACGAGCGUUCCUUCCGAUUCACCAGAUGAUUAUGCAGCUCUCCAAGAUUUGAAGAAAAAACAGCCUUUGAGGGAGAAGUAUGGUAUCAAGGAUGACAUGGUUCUGCCAUUUGAGCCUAUUCCUAUCAUUGAUGUACCAGAUUUUGGCACACUGAGUGCAGUGGCUGUGUAUGAGCAGCUGAAAAUUCAGAGCCAAAAUGACAAAGAAAAACUUCAAACUGCCAAGGAGAUGGUUUACUUGAAAGGAUUCUAUGAUGGGGUUAUGAUCAUCGGUGAGUUCAAAGGACAAAAAGUCCAAGAUAUCAAGAAACUGUUGCAGAAGAAACUUGUUGACAACAAUGAAGCAUUCAUUUACAUGGAGCCAGAAAAAUUGAUCAUGUCAAGGUCUGGAGAGGAGUGCGUAGUGGCGCUUUGCAACCAGUGGUACUUGAACUAUGGAGAGGAAACAUGGAAGGCACAGGCCCUUAAAGCUUUGGAAGGUGUUAAUACGUACCAUGAUGAAGUGAGGCGAAACUUCCAGUUCACACUCAAUUGGCUGCACGAAUACGCCUGCUCAAGGACAUAUGGCCUUGGUACAAAGCUACCUUGGGACGAGCAGUGGCUCAUUGAGUCUCUCUCUGACUCUACAAUUUAUAUGGCCUAUUAUACAGUAGCCCACUUUCUGCAGGGAGGCACUUUCACUGGAAAAGAGGGCAACCAAUACAAUAUCAAGCCUGACCAAAUGACACCUGAGAUUUGGGACUACAUCUUUUUCAAGAAGGCAAAGAAGCCAAAAACGACCAUCCCUUCAGGCACUCUAGAUGCAAUGAAAAAAGAGUUUGAAUACUGGUACCCACUGGAUCUGCGUUGCUCUGGCAAAGAUUUGAUUCAAAACCACUUGACCUACUUGAUUUACAACCACUGCGCAAUGUGGUCCGACGAUGAGAGCAAAUGGCCUAAAGGAAUCCGAGCCAAUGGCCAUCUUCUGCUGAACUCUUCCAAAAUGUCCAAAUCAGAGGGAAAUUUCCUUACUUUGGCUGACGCAGUUCAAAAGUUCUCUGCCGAUGGCAUGAGACUUUGUCUUGCCGAUUCUGGUGACUCUGUGGAGGAUGCAAACUUUGUGGAGAGUACUGCUGAUGCAGGAAUUCUUCGCCUCUUCACAUUCAUUGAAUGGGUGAAAGAGGUGCUGGAGAGCAAGGCAUCCUUUAGAACAGGGAAGGCAGAUACUUUUAACGACCUGGUAUUUGCUAGUGAAAUGAACUUGAAGAUUGCAGAAACAAGAGACCAUUUCCAGAACAUGCUGUUUAAAGAAGCCCUUCGCACAGGCUUCUUUGAACUGCAAGCCGCCAGGGACAAGUAUAGGGAGUUGAGUCAUGAUGGAAUGCACUCGGAUUUGAUAUUGCGAUUCAUUGAAGUGCAGGCUCUCCUCCUCUGUCCCAUUUGCCCGCAUGUUGCAGAACAUGUGUGGCAGCUUUUGGGAAAGAAAUCCAGCAUUGUAAAAGAAAGGUGGCCAGCAGAAGGCUCUGUAGAUCUAGCAAAAGUGAAAGCAUCAACGUAUUUGAUGGACACUGCUCAUGCAUUCCGAUUGCACUUGAAGAACUACAUGCAUCAACUUCAAAAGCCGAGGAAAGGAGCAGCACCUGUUGAAUCUGUCGAGAAGCCUACGAAAGGAGUUGUGUGGGUUGCAAAGAGCUACCCUCCAUGGCAAAGCGCGGUGCUGACAACCAUGAAAAAGUUGCACCAAGUAAGGCUCGAUUUAACUUGCAAAAAAUUAUUAUAUUUUUUUACUCUACAGGAGCACAAAGGUCUUCCCGACAACAAAGUUGUGUCAAGCGCUUUAGGUGCCCUUCCAGAGCUGAAGAAGUACAUGAAACGGGUAAUGCCCUUUGCACAAGUAGCACGGGAAAAAUUGGAGAAGAUUGGAGUGAAAGCUUUUGACCUCACCCUUGACUUCAGUGAAAUUGAGGUCAUCUCUACACAUCAAGUCUACCUGGCCAAUACCCUUGAUCUAGAAGGAAUUGAAGUCCAUUACACUGACAAUGCACCUGAUAAGAUCAAAGAAGACUGUUGUCCAGGUCAGCCAUUCAUCACUUUUUCUGUUGAUCCUUAUGUCAGCGUAGAAGCAAUAAAUCCAGUGCCUCAAAAUGGCCUGUUCAUCGAACAUCUUAAAAUCAUGCAAGGUGACACUGUCGGCAAAUUAGCUGCUAGGCUAAGCAAGUUGUGUAGGGGCAUUAAAGAACCUGGACAAGUGCAGUUUUGGCGAUACGAAGACCCAGAACUUGGCCCUAGAAAGAUGCCGGAGUUUGGAAAACCUUUUGCUGGAAAGGUGAAAAUUGAUCCCAACUCCAUUUUUAAGAUCAACGAGGAAACUAAGGAAGUUACUGUAUCUUCCGGCAAGAUCACAAAUGUGUUGGGAAAUCACCUUAUUUAUACAGCCGAUUAAAUAAAAUAUUAUCAGAAUUUUUAC